AUGGCGUCGUUCAAGGACAAAAUCGGUGCCAUCUUUAAACCCCGUCGACAGCAAUCAGCAAAUGCAACCCUCACAGACGAAACUCCAUUUGCUACGAGCAUCGUCGUUGGAGGAGACAAUCCAAGCUUAUCCAUUGAAGCACCAUUUCAGCAAAACAAUGACAUCAACGGACACAACGACGCUGGAUCGUCAUCAUCGUCGCCUUCGACAGUCGUGGAUGAAGAGUUGACUCCAACUUCGCCUCCUGCCUACUCUGCUAUUGGGCAUCACGUCCUUCAAUAUCGAGUCACGGUAGCGUAUUCGCCCCGUGAACCAGACGAACUUCUGCUUAAUUUGGGAGAUGUCAUUAUUGUGAACGAGGCCUUUGUCGAUGGCUGGGCGCAUGGCUACUCUCAAUCGGCAAAUCAGUAUGGGAUGGUACCGAUGGCUGCGUUGGAAGAAGUAGUUAUCCAAACCACAACAGCAGCAGCAGCAGCAGCAGGGUCAUCUAGUACAACGAACGUGCUGACAGCGGCAGCCAGUAAUUCAAGUUUCAAUGACAUAAUCUCCAACAAUGAAGACCUGUCGACUCUGAAGGCAUGGCUCACUCCUACCGAUUUUAGGUUGACCACGUUUACUCUAAAGGAGAAGCGACUCCAAUCUACUCGAGGCUGGCUAUUGGAUGAGCUUAUGGAAUGGAAGGACAGUCCUGAUGAACCCCGUGUCUAUUGGCUCUCUGGUGUAGCAGGAGUGGGGAAAUCUGUCAUCGCUGGUAGUUUUGCUGAUGAACUCCAACAAAGGAAUCAAUUAGCAGCCCACUUCUUCUGUAAACAUGAUGAGAUUGCUCGUAAUGACCCGCUACGAGUAAUCGCUACUUGGGCAUUCCAGCUGGCUUCCUUUGAUCCCGAUAUGAAACGGGUCUUAAAGGAUUUAUAUCAAGGAGAACCCAACUUUUUGAUCAAUACGCCAUCAAUUGGUCUUCAAUUCGAACAGCUCAUAGUUAAACCAUUAUUAAAAUACCGUGGUGGUAGAGCCGUUAUAUUGCUAGAUGCGCUGGAUGAAUGUGGCCUAGAAGGGACCAAACUACGACGAGAGUUUCUACAAGUUCUGGGAAAGAGCUUUGCCAAUCUCCCCAAAAAUAUUUCUGCAUUUAUAACCAGUCGGCCAUUACAAGAUCUCCGAAAGCAGUUGUCGAACUAUCCGCCACGAAUAAUGACGCUAGAAGCCACCGAAAACCUGAAUGAUAUCAAACUGUAUGCAGUAUACAGAAUGAACCGUCUGCGUCAUGUUUUGGAAUCGGCAGCUAGUGUUGACUUUUUUGCCGAUAAAUUAGCUGCAAUGGCACAUGGACUCUUUGUAUGGUUGUAUCUUGCUUGUGAUGAAAUUGAAGAAUCGCACGACCCUGACCAAACCAUCACCGAGCUGGAAGAACGAACCAUCGGAAAUGACGAAGACCGAAUGGACACUAUCUAUACUAGAGCGCUGGUUUCUGGAUAUAGAGGAAGUCCGGAGUCAGCGAUACAGUUGUAUACCAAGCUAGUCGGAGCCCUUGUCGCCGUUCGAACACCGAUCUCCAUCGAAGAAAUGUCAGCACUAUUAGAUAUUCCAUCAACGUCAAUUAGAAUCAGCUUGGCCCGUGUAGAAUCGCUGCUCGUCAUAUCAAAGUCGUCUGUACAAUUAAUGCACAAGUCUGUUGUUGAUUUUAUCACUUCGAAGGACCGUUGUACUGGAGACGCCUCGCCGCUUUAUAUUGAUAAACAGUUGGCAGAGUCUUAUAUUGCCAGAAUGUGUUUGCUUGCUCUGCCAUCGACUUUAAGACUGACAAGUAGUACAGGGCAAAUCGAACAGCUCAGAGGAAUUGUACCUUAUGGUACUCCGACGUACAUCAGCUAUGCUCUCUACCAUUGGGCAGAUCAUCUAGAUUCCAUCCAGGAGAUGGACAAGGAGUUGAAUGAAACUCUCGUGGAAGCACUUCUUUAUUAUGGUCGUGCAAUGCUGAUCGUAACGGUAUUGAAAAAUCUCCCUUGUGCGCUCACUCAUAUUCUAAAAGUCGGUGGUGGCCCAAGGCUAUUGAAUGCGGCCGAAGGUGUUGACUUCUUCAAAUCCACGAUUUUGGAGGAAGCUAUCGUAUCUGACAAUGCAGAAAUUGUUGAGGCUCUAAUAGAAUAUGGUGGUGCUCCCGUGAAUGGGAUAGAAGACGGCAAUCGCAGACCCAUGGACGUUUGCGUCGUAUCUACCUCGAGUGAGUCACUUCAGGUGCUUUUUCGUCACGGAGUCGACUUGGAGGGCAGAAUUGAUCUGAACGGAACCGGCGGAGGUCACAAAUAUGAUUCAUCGUCGACAGGAGUGAUUAAUAUUCAAUUUGGUCUUGAGCGGUCUCGUCGUAGGGUGAAGUUGGAAGAGUUGCAUAUGGACGAUAUCAUGAAUGCUGCAAGACUGGGCAAUCUCGGCGUUUUAAAUCAGCUGUUAGAUGCAAGCCCGUCAAUCGAUAUAAACCGACAGUACCCAGAUUGCGGCAACAAGACUCUGCUGCUAGUGGCAAGUCAGUAUGGAUCUUAUGAUGUAGUCACGUAUUUGUUGAACCUCGCCGCAAAUCCCAAUCUAGUCGACGUCCAAAAUCGCAGUCCACUCCACCAUGCCUGCUCCUUCGGCUCUCUAGAAACCGUGAAAGCAUUAAUGAAAGCUGGAGCCUUGGUAGACGCCGAGGGGUUAGACAGCAGAGACGCAUUCUUCAACAACACAUUUGUCAGACCCAUCGACCUGGCUUGCGAAAAGGGUCAUGUAGAUAUAGUUAGGUGGUUGCUUGAGAAUGGAGUUAGUCCGUUAGCACUGGAGCACGAAAAGGUCCAUCCUCUUUAUUAUGCAGCAAUAGGAGAUUCUAUCGGAGUAAUCCAGCUCCUUUUAUCGAAGGGAGUGGAUGUAAAUUGCGUGAGUAAAACCUCUGGAGGCUCUAGUACCGCACUCUUUGGUGCUGCCAUGAAUGGAGCUGAGAAAAGUGUUGCAUACCUUCUCAAUGUCGGGGCUGAUUCUGAACUUUUCUCGCAAUCAAAUGGGGUGGAAGCAGAUGGAUAUCGAUUGCCAAAUCUAACUCCGUUGAAUGUCGCAUGUCUCAAGGUGUAUCCAAAUAUAGUUGCACUUUUACUCCCUAGCUAUCCCCCGGGUAGAGACACAAGAGUCGAACUGCAGGUGCCUUAUAUGGGGAUGUGGAUUCCAUUCCUUUUAACACCUUUAAUUGUGGGGACCAUAUACAAUGAACCGGCAUUGGUCAAGAUGAUGUUAGAGUAUGGAGAUGACACGGAAGUAGUGCAGCCCCUUGGCAUGGAGUUUGAGAUGUUUGAAUCGACAGCUUUGCACUGGGCGUUUUGGCAUGGACGAACCACUAUAGCCAGGUUACUGCUAGAUGCUGGAGCUAAUAUCAAGGCCCGUGUAACUUCUAAUCGAUCCUGUUUGCAUGUAGUUGCAAUUACACGAUAUGCUGGAGAUCGCAUCAAGUCCGAUAUGGUCAGACUGGCAAAAUAUUAUGGUGCUGGUCUUGAUGAUGUAGAUGCAGACGGAUGUACCCCACUACUUCUCGCUGUCGUCAACAAGGCAAUCCAGACUGUGGAGACCUUGUUGGAGCUUGGAGCUAACGUGAACCUAGCUGAUAAUUCGGGCAAUACUCCAUUGCAUGAAGCUGCGAAAGAGAAUGCUGCAAAUAUGGUCACGCUGUUAGUGAACGGCGGUGCCGAUAAGAGUAAAGUGAAUAAAUCAGGAAUGACGCCUUUACAGAUUGCUCAGAAGGCUGGAUAUAAUAAUCUACUACAGCUGUUGAAGUAA
Synchytrium microbalum is the source of this 3795-nucleotide messenger RNA. RefSeq lists its product as uncharacterized. The record is from RefSeq and is a predicted model, not a curated record. Gene Ontology annotation, cellular component: axon initial segment; membrane; synapse. Gene Ontology annotation, molecular function: transmembrane transporter binding. NCBI's taxonomy places the organism in Eukaryota, Fungi, Chytridiomycota, Chytridiomycetes, Synchytriales, Synchytriaceae. The transcript is spliced from 5 exons. Gene Ontology annotation, biological process: neuronal action potential; negative regulation of delayed rectifier potassium channel activity. Bases 1 to 3795 code for a protein of 1264 amino acids.